AGCAAUCCAAGCAAGGAAUUAAUUCUCUUCUUCAUAUCUAUUACACAUGUCAAACCAAGUUCUAUCUCUAUCAACACCAAUGGUUUCACAAAACCAUGCCAUUGAAACUGAGGAGGCGAUUAUUGUGGAACACGUUAAAGCUACACAUGAUCCCAAAGGUGAAAUGGAUGUCGAUGCAAGUUCUAUUCUCAAUUUUGUUGAUGACAUUUUCAACUCCGAAUCCGAUACGAUUCCUCAAGAAGCAAUGCAAGACAAGUUAAUGCUAAAAGAAUACAUCCAGAAUGAGAUUCCAUCUCAUGUAUUACAACUCUCCUUAAAGGUGGUGUGUAGUUGUUUAAAUAAUGUUGAUAGUCACUCAAUAGCAAUUUGUAUACUAAGUGCACUAUCAGUGUAUCCAUGGCACACUAAAGUAGUAAUGAUGCUCGCUUCAUUUGCGAUCAUCUAUGGAAAGUUUAAAGUUGUCUCAAAUUCACGCCAACAAAGAGGAUUGACAUACAACUUGGCUCUUUCAAAGCAAAUGUCUUCCUCUAACCCUAUCAAUUUAGAGGAUAACUCAAUAAAGUUUGCCUUAGAUCUCGUCAAGCUUAUGGUUGAGCUUGAACAUUAUUCAUCUUCUAUGAUUGUGGCUAACUAUUGGAUGGCAAGAUUUGUUGUUUCUUAUACCCGACUUUGUAUUUUGGGCCCCGAGUCUCAAAUUCAACUAACUGAACAGUCCAAGUUAUCCACCAAAAUCAAAGAGAUCAUGACUUCUAGCCACUCACUACUAGAGGCGAAAAGGGCAGAAGAAAAUUAUCAAGCAUUGUUGCAUGCUUUUGAUAAUUCUUUGGAUAUUUUGGAGGUUCUUAAAUUAAUAUUUGAUAUAAAAAGUGGUGAAGACGAAGUAAUUCUUCAUCUCCGCCCUGUGGUGACACUUGAUCGUGAACAAUCAUAUGGUGAUGAUGUAAUAAAGAGAAUUUCUCCAUCUCGAUUAGAUAUGUUCCGAGGGGAGGGAGUGCUAUUGCUAAUAUCAUCUGGUGAACACUUCCCCUUUUAUGCAUAUUAUAUGCCUACAGGAGUAAGGAUGAUUUGGGUUCCUAUUACAAAGGUUGAGAAGAUGGAUAUACAAAAAAUUCAUCGUUCUAUCGACUCUUCUCAAAAUAGUGCAAUGGUUUGUCAUAAACCGGUUACACAAGUAUUCAGAAGAUUUCUUAAAGAUAAAUGCUUUCCCGCUUUUCAAGCGGGGAAUGAUCCUAUUGUCAUUUCACUGGACAAACGAGGAAGAUUGGUCCAUUAUAAUGCAUUGCACAUGAUACUGACAUGGGGAAAUCAACAAUGUGAAGAGACAACAAUGAGCCAUAAUUUAAUCCCUUCUUUAGAAAAUGAGUUGAGGGAAAGGACUUUAGGUGCUGACCGUGUGAUUGAUGAUAUUGUCACACGAAUACAUGAUUUUGCAAGUGAGGUUCGCAAUAACAUCGACAAUUGGGUGAAGGAUAUUAGAGACAAAAUGAAAAGUUCGUUCCGUUCCUAUAAUUACACAAGUGAGAGAGAGCAAGCUCUAUGGAAUAAAGAAUCUUGGAGCCUUGUACUUGUGGCAUCGUUUGCCAUCUUGAUUAUUCUUGGCAUAAUGGGGAUUGGUGAUGAAGGGUACAUUUUGUUAUGUGGAGGCAAUGACAAUAAACAAGUACUAGAAUUUACACUAAAGAUACAGGAAGUUUGUUCCAAAACUCAAAUGAAUAUAGGAAUUGCCUACAUUGGAAGAAGUGAGAAGGUGAAGGUAGAAAUGGAAAGGCUGUGUGAGCAGUGUGGUUUUGAAUUUUUUUCUGUAGGUAUUAAGGAGUUUUGGAGACGACUUGAAAGCAUGGCCUCGUCUAGGAUUCAAUAUUUAAUUACGACGGGGCUUGAGGAAGGGAAUGAUGAAAUUAUGCAAGGACUCAAAAAAUUGUUAGCUUACGAAGCUGAAGGUUCAACUGGUGCUGGAGUAUGGGCUUUGUUAAGCAAAGGAAACAAAAUAAUUGCAUGUGAUAUGGGAGAUAAAAUACUUGGAGUCAUGAAUGAGUACGAGAAAUAGAAAGACAACGCACAAGCAAAAGGUUUUGAGCAGGGAUUUAGAGAUUGCUAUGAGAUGCUUAAUUAUUCCUCUCAUACUUCAUACCAACGACACCCUUGUUGUUCUCUCAAUUAUCCUUCUAAUUUUGACAAAAUCCUGGACACCGAGUCAUCAUGCCCUCAAUGUAAUCACAAUAUGCAUAAAUUUGUCACUUUCUCUUGUUGUCAUACUUUUGAAGAGUAUUAGAGUCAAAUAGAAAGUACAUUGAAAGUGUAUAUAUUCUACCUCAUGCCAUUUGAGAUUGAAUUGGUUCCUCCUAACAUGUGCUUUGAUUAAUCAUGAUUGAAUUGAAAUUUUAUCAA
Molecule: messenger RNA, 2388 nt
Organism: Ipomoea triloba (trilobed morning glory)
Lineage: Eukaryota; Viridiplantae; Streptophyta; Magnoliopsida; Solanales; Convolvulaceae
Product: protein SIEVE ELEMENT OCCLUSION B-like
Exons: 8
Coding region: 47-2047 (666 amino acids)
Biological process (GO): phloem development
Source: RefSeq, a predicted model, not a curated record